AUGACACCCGAAUCAUACAUGGAAGACCAUUUAAAGAACAAAGACCGACUUGACAAGGAGUGGGAAGCACUUUGUGCCUAUGAAGCCGAACUCUGUGCCACUACGGCUGCAUCUCAACCUACAAACAUUAAGAAAAAUCGCUACACUGAUGUUCUACCCUAUGACCAUUCACGGGUUGUACUAAAUGAGCUAUCAAAUGUCUCUAGCUCAGAUUACAUAAACUCUAGCAGCAUCACUGAUCACGAUCCGAGGAACCCCGCAUAUAUAGCAACCCAAGGACCUUUACCUCAGACUGCUUCCGAUUUCUGGCAGAUGAUUUGGGAGCAAGGGAGUGUUGUAAUCGUGAUGCUGUCUAGAUUGAUGGAAAAUGGUGUGGCCAUGUGUCAUCGAUAUUGGCCUGAAGAAGGAAGCGAAGUUUACCAUAUUUAUGAGGUGCAUCUGGUUUCGGAACACAUUUGGUGUGAUGAUUAUUUGGUACGGAGUUUUUACUUAAAGAAUUUGCGAACUAGCGAAACCAGAACUGUUACCCAGUUCCACUUUAUGUCGUGGCCUGAUAACGGGGUUCCCAAUUCAACAAAAGCGUUACUUGAAUUCAGGAGUGACGGAAUCGGCCGAACAGGGACUUACUGCCUAAUUGAUAUGGUAUUGAAUCGGAUGUCUAAAGGCGCGAAGGAAAUUGACAUAGCAGCUACUUUGGAACAUGUCCGAGAUCAGCGUUGUGGAAUGGUGAAAACAAAAGCUCAAUUUGAGUUUGUGUUGAUGGCCAUCGCCGAAGAAGUUCACGCAAUCUUAAAAGCUCUAUCACAAUAG
Molecule: messenger RNA, 810 nt
Organism: Parasteatoda tepidariorum (common house spider)
Lineage: Eukaryota; Metazoa; Arthropoda; Arachnida; Araneae; Theridiidae
Source: RefSeq, a predicted model, not a curated record